CUUGAAUUGCAGCCUGAGCCCUUCUGUUUGAUUCUAGAAGAGCAACGUCCCGCACUGCCAAUUCGGGGGGACAGACACAGUGACAGCUGCCGGCUGCACAGGGGGGUGCCUCUAGGCUCUAAAAGCUUCACUACGCCUUCAGCCUGGCUACGCCUUGGUACCUUAAAAGUCCAGUGCUAAAAAAACGACAACCCGACACAAACAAAACCUCCUCCACACCUCAUUACUUCCCCCCUCAAGAAUCCUCCAUCUCCAAACUCUGCACAGUUACUUGACAUUGUUUCCGUGCCGCCCAAUUCUAUCCCCUAAGACCUGAACGCUGCGUUUUGAACCCCGCGUUCGCAUCGUGUUACUACCGUCCACCAGCCUUGCGCGCACCAACGUUUAGUGGACAAGCACACACGACACCAACCCACGAUUGUCGUAUUGACGUUGCGAGCACCUUUUUGCCAUCGUCUUUACGCCCUCUCUUCAGCAUGGCUGCUCCAGCUCCCCAAGCCGCCGUCUCCAAGUCGGCCAAAAAGAAGGCCGCCAAGGUUCAAGCCCGUACCGAGUCCCCGGCUCCCAGCACCGAGUCUGCCCCCACCGACAAGGUAGCUGAGGCUCAGGACGAUGCUUUCGAAAGCCCUUACAUCAAGGAGCUGCAAAAGAACAUUCGCAACACGGCCAAGAAGCUGACCAACGCCUCCAAGACCGAUUCGCUUCUCGCCCAGCACCCCGGCAAAUCUCUCGAUGAACUCGUCGCCGAAAAGAUCCUCAAUACCGACCAAAAGACCCAGAUUCAGAAGAAGCCUGCUCUCCAGGCUGCCCUGGCCCAGUAUGAGGAGCAGCUUGCUCAAUACCAGAAAAUCCACGAGCAGUACCAGACACGAACGGCGGCCGAAAAGGCAGAAUGGGCCAAGUCUCUCGAGAAGACCAAGGAGGAGGCGAUCAGUGAAGCCAAGGCUGAUUCUGAGAGCUCUCUCAAGUCCAAGCUUCUUGUUCUGUCACAAUUCUUGCGUCUGGCAGCCUACCGCCGCGAGGAAUCUCAGGAGCCGGACUCGGAUGAGAGCCAAGCCAUUGAGGGCGUGCUGCUUGCCAUUUACUCUGGCGAUGAUAAUGCCGUCUCAGCCAUGCAGAAGCUGAUUGAGGGAUCUGACGACCAAAUCUUUAGCGUCCCUGGAGAGCAGCUCCAAACAACUUAUGCCUCCGUCAAGACACUGGCAGAAAACUACAACGCCCCAGCCUAUACCGAGGCUGCAGCUGAAGAACAGCCAGCAGCCGAGAUUGUGUCCGACCCGACCAUUGCAAACGAGGCCGCAACUGAGAUUGCAGCCGGAGACGGCAUCCUGGCCAACGGUCAUGGACAUGUGGAACCCGAGCCUGCUUCCAACGGUCUUGCUAAUGCCAACGUUGCGGAUGAGGCUGCCAAUGCAGUUGCUGAGAGCCACUGGGAUACCAGCAACCACGACAUCUCCCUUUCCCAGGAGUGGGUUCAUGUAGGAGCCAUCCCUGCCGAGACAACUGAGCUUGAGCCUGAGCCUAGCGUGGAGGCCGCUACCCCUGAUGCUAAGAAGCAAUCUUGGGCUGACGACCACCCUGAUCCCGUCGCUGAGGCUCCAUCUGCACCAGCCGAUGCCAACGAUGGAUUCCACCAGGUCCAGCGCAACCGGGGACGACAGGACCGUGAGGGCAGUGGAGGACGUGGACGCGGUCGUGGUGAAUGGCGCGGCCGAGGUGGCUUCCGAGGAGAUGGCCGUGGACGUGGCCGAGGACGCGGUGAUCGAGGUGGUGACCGUGGCGGAGUCCCUUUCCGGGGACCUCGCCGCAACGAGUCGUAGAGCUCCGGCUCACGGUUCGUGGGUAAGUUCUGAUCUCUUGCUUCUCUGCACACCCGUUGGAGGUGAUUUGUACAUUACGACAUGAUGGCGUUACCUGGUUUCUCCGGCCGUGUUGGCGGAGCUGAGUUAAGGCGACUUUUAGGCAUUGCAUUGGAACUUGUCAAAAAGGCAGGUCUCGGGUUCUUUUUGGCGGAAGGGGAUGGUUGGGGCGGCUUCUUUCAAUAAGCACCUUUGUAAAUCCCUCAUGGCUCUUAGGAAGUGCAGCAUCUUUGAAGCAGGCUACUGGUAUUCAUAGGUAGUAGAAAACUAUAUAACAAAAAGUUUGCCCACGAAACAUUGUUGCAACUCUACUUGUCUACAUGCUUUCUUCC
Trichoderma harzianum CBS 226.95 is the source of this 2191-nucleotide messenger RNA. RefSeq lists its product as hypothetical. The coding region runs from base 477 to 1820 and encodes 447 amino acids. The record is from RefSeq and is a predicted model, not a curated record. The transcript is spliced from 5 exons. Lineage: Eukaryota; Fungi; Ascomycota; Sordariomycetes; Hypocreales; Hypocreaceae.